GCUCCGGCCCGGGAUUCCCAGGUGUUCCCAUUCGGGGUUCAGGACAGAACACUCACCAUGGAGUUUGGGCUGAGCUGGGUUGUCCUUGUGGCGAUUUUACAAGGUGUCCAGUGUGAUGUGCAGCUGGUGGAGUCUGGGGGCGGCUUGGUGCAGCCAGGGGGGUCUCUGCGACUCUCCUGUGCAGCGUCUGGAUUCACCUUCAGUAGCUAUGCCAUGAGCUGGGUCCGCCAGGCUCCAGGGAAGGGGCUGGAGUGGGUCUCAGCUAUUAGUAGUAGUGGUGGUAGCACAUACUAUGCAGACUCUGUGAAGGGCCGAUUCACCAUCUCCAGAGACAACUCCAAGAACACGCUCUACCUGCAAAUGAACAGCCUGAGAUCUGAGGACACGGCCGUGUAUUACUGUGCGAAAGAUACACAGUGAGGGGAAGUCAGUCCCUUCAGCAUCACUUCAUCCCUGGACAAAGAGUCCCCCAGGCAUCGGGACGGAGACCCCAGAGAUUUUCUGGGCUCCAUGAAUGUCAUCUGCAGGAAGAUGAAUCCACUGUGGUUCUUCCUCUUCCUGUUGUCAGCGCCCAGAGGUGUCCUGUCCGAGUUGCAGCUGCAGGAGUCGGGACCCAGCCUGGUGACGCCCUACCAGACCCUCUCCCUCACCUGCACCGUCUCUGGAGACUCAUUAUCCAACUUUAAUGUCGACUGGGUCCGACAGCCUCCAGGAAAGGGGUUGGAGUGGCUUGCUGAGAGCAGUUAUAAAGGAAACACGUAUUAUAACCCAAGUCUUAAGUCCCGGCUCAGCAUCACCAGGGACACGUCCAAGAACCAAGUCUACUUAUCACUGAGCAGCCUGACAACUGAAGACACAGCCGUGUAUUAG
This is a messenger RNA of Kogia breviceps (pygmy sperm whale), 870 nucleotides long. The record is from RefSeq and is a predicted model, not a curated record. Lineage: Eukaryota; Metazoa; Chordata; Mammalia; Artiodactyla; Physeteridae.